CUCUGAUUGGCUGGGUUGCGGUCACGUGGGGUAGUGCAGUCAGUCGCUGUGCCGUGCCUCGAGCCAGCGCUGAGUGGAGCCUGUCUGCCAACAGCUUCAGCAGCGGCUCUAUCGGGAUCCUACUAAAUUCACUGACAAUUAAAGGAGGCCCCUUUUUCUUCUUAUUUACGAGGACUAUUCUUCACCAUGGGCGACAAAAAGAGCCCUACUAGGCCAAAAAGACAAGCCAAACAGACAGCUGACGACGGCUACUGGGACUGUAGCGUCUGCACCUUCAGGAACACCGCCGAGGCUUUUAAAUGCAGCAUCUGCGAUGUGAGGAAGGGCACAUCCACAAGGAAACCCAGGAUCAACUCCCAGCUGGUUGCCCAGCAGGUGGCUCAGCAGUACCCGAUGCCACCUCCCCCAAAGAAGGAGCGGAGGGAGAGGAGUGAGCGCGCGGACAAGGAGCGCCCAGACGGAGAAGGAGAGCGUGCCAGUGGGGAGGGACGCCCCGAGGGUGAGCGUCCAGAGAAAGUGAGGUCAGAGGGAGACACCCCUGAGAAGGACAAAAGCGACAAGGAUCAGCCAAUCAAAGAUAAAUCUGACGGAGAGAAAGACAUCAGCCCAGCUGUUACGAAGAGGCCUGGCAGCAAAAAGACCAGACCCAAAUCAGACAACCAUCAGAGCCCAGCCAGUGACAAACACAGCAUACAGUCUGGCAAAUCAGCAACCAAGACCAACAAGAACUCUCACAUUUCCAGACCUAAACUGAAGAACAUUGACCGGAGCACUGCCCAGCAGUUGGCUAUCACUGUAGGGAACGUGACGGUUAUCAUAACAGACUUUAAGGAGAAGACCCGCUCCUCCUCCACGUCCUCGUCCACCAUCACGUCCAGUGCAGGCUCCGAACAGCAGCACCAGAGCUCUGGCUCCGAGAGCAUAGACAAGGGCUCAUCGCGCGCCUCCACACCUAAAGGAGUUCUCUCUGUGGGGCACGACGAGUCGUUCUGAGGUCCCGCCCUUUGGCCCCGUCCUCACCCUGCUCCACUUCCCCUUUUCCCCACAUGUUUCUGAACACUAUGGAUCCCAUAGGGGGAGAGACUUCACCUUUCCCAUCGCUGCCCUGCCUCCAUUCCACGACCACCCUGGAUGCUGAGAGGAACAGUGCGGUGCGCCUGUCAGCUUGCAGCUUCCCUCGUGGUUACACCUGUGGCACAGGCAAGGAGAGCUGGGUUACUAAGAAUACACCCUCACCCCAACCCCCCUGCGGUAGCAUCCAGACACUUGUAUGUAUUGUUUUAUAUUUGUACGUGGGUGUGAGGCCAAGUCAACAUUUUUUUUGUUUGUUUUUGUAAAGAAGAAUUCUUCGUUGGGCACAGUAACCACAAUCAUUUUAAUAACUUUAAACUAUUAUUACCCUUAUUUAUUACCUGUUGCACCUGUAUACUUUGAUAUUCUUCUUUUUAUGUUGAAGCUUUGCUGUGUAGCUCUGCCAAUCGAUUGUUCUUCAGUGUUUUUAUUACAGUUUAAAAAUGAUAGGACAAGACUCAAGUCACACACACAUGUACACACAUCAUAUACAGACACACACACACACACACUGGUGCUAGAUACACUGUGAAGCAGUUUUGCAGAUCUGGGAUCGCCCAUUCACUCAAUGUGACAAGUGCUGAUGAAUCAAAUUCUCAUUCACUUUUCUCAACCAAACUGUCUCACUCUGAACACUGUCUGGACCCCCAGCAGGUCCAUCUGCUCGUUCUCUCAAUGUUCCUCAGAAGAAGGUCACAUGAAGUUCGGACGCCUGACUUUUUCAACUGUAGAUUGUUUAUGCUAUAGCAGAUCUCUUAUACAGUAUCUUAUGUCUUUAACUGUACAGUGUGGGCUGUUGUGUAAAACACUAAAAGCUGUUGAUAUUUUCUGCAUUCCGUACUUAAAUAUUGCAUUUUCUGGCUGAAGGCAGCUCAGCUUUUCUUUCUGUUGUGGCUGAAGGAUGGUUACACACAGUUCCUCGUGGUAAAACCAUACUGAACUGUGAAACGGACCCGUUGUGUCGAGCUGUUGUGAAUCGAUUUCAUCCUUUCUUUUGUUGUGGUCUUGAAGACGGUUUUGAAUCUUCGUUCUCUCAACCUUGAUUUCCCUGAAAGCAAGUGCAAAAAUAAUUUACAGAGUUGACAUUUGACAAUUCACUUGUUUAUUUUUAUUAAUUUAAGGCUCCUGUCAUUGAAGGCAAAAAAACAUUGCAGUAGUAAAUAGAAUACAAAUGCUCUUUCGAUUUUUAGAACAGCAAGGCUUAUUUAAGUUUUAUUCACUUUCACCUUAGCUGAUAGUAGACCAACAUAAUUUCCUUUUAACUGUAAUAAACUGUAUAAAGAAUAAAUGUGUAUAUGAUAUCUUAGUUUUAUUUAUUGAAGGACCAAAGGAAUUUCAUAAUGACAUGAUACAUAGAUUAAUAACAAUUUGAAAUGCAAUUAUCUAAUGUGUGAGAUGAACAGUUUAAAUAAAGACUAAUAUAAUCCAUGUAAA
This is a messenger RNA of Monopterus albus (swamp eel), 2505 nucleotides long. It is a transcript of the gene rybpb, whose product is annotated as RING1 and YY1 binding protein b. The transcript is spliced from 5 exons. Gene Ontology annotation, molecular function: transcription coregulator activity; DNA binding. The record is from RefSeq and is a predicted model, not a curated record. Bases 187 to 993 code for a protein of 268 amino acids. Gene Ontology annotation, biological process: positive regulation of DNA-templated transcription. Lineage: Eukaryota; Metazoa; Chordata; Actinopteri; Synbranchiformes; Synbranchidae. Gene Ontology annotation, cellular component: nucleus.